Messenger RNA from Chenopodium quinoa (quinoa), 1182 nucleotides. Its product is annotated as biorientation of chromosomes in cell division protein 1-like 1. Lineage: Eukaryota; Viridiplantae; Streptophyta; Magnoliopsida; Caryophyllales; Amaranthaceae. The coding region runs from base 1 to 1182 and encodes 393 amino acids. The transcript has 12 exons. The record is from RefSeq and is a predicted model, not a curated record.
AUGCAAGUUGAAUAUCCUGGUAGAGCCCAGAGUGAUUUUGCAAAAAAAAACGCUUUAGAGAAGAACAUGGAAGAUAAAACUGGAAAAUCAGAGCAAAAUGUUACCAAAGAUAUGAUUUUGGAGAAAAAUACUUCACAGACGAGUAAUUUGUUGAAAAUUUCUGAAGAAAUAGACGAUGAUGAUGAUGUACCUCUUCAGUCAAGAGUAGACAAAUUGAAAAAAAACCGCCAAAAUGAUCCAAUUGUAGAUCCGGAACUUUUAAAAGAUAUUGACAAGUCAAUUGGUACGGAUUUAACAAUGUCUCCACUACCAAGUGAACAAAGUGAGAACAUUCCUGCUACUAAUGCAACAACUAAGAGUGUGUCUGCUACACAUAACACAACUGACAAAGAGAGCAGGGAUGAAAGCAAGCAAGAAGAAGUUCAACCAAAAGUGCAAAGCAAUCCAGUAAAGAAUAGUCUUGGCCAAAAAAAACCCAAAGAUGAUUCAAGAAUAACAACAUUAAAGGACAAGAUGCAAGAAAUACAUUUAGACAUAGAGAGAAACCCAAAAAAGUACAAAGAAUCGACAAUCAGAAUUAUGAGAAAUCUCAAAAGAAUGGAAAAGGCAAGCAAGGAAAUCAGGAAAGGUGAAGCAAAAAAGAAAGAAAAAGGGCCAAUAGAAGAGAAAACUGUGGAAAAAGAAGUACAAGAAGGAAAAAAAGGGACUGAAAAAGAGAAAAGCCCUAAAGACAAAACUGUGGAAGAUGUCUUUCCAAAGACAACAAAUGUAGAAGAAGGACAAGAGGGAAAAAAAGAGCCUGAAAAGGAGAAAAUCCCUAAAGAGAAAACAGUGGAAGAUGAGUCUACAAAGACAACAGAUCCGAAAGCACAAAUUGCACCUGAUUUUGUUCAAAUUGAGGAUGAAACUUAUCUUCUAGAUCAAGAUGAUGAUAAAGUUUCCACAAAACUUAGUGAGGAGACAGCUCCAUCAUCACAAAAAAGUGAUCAGUCAACCAAAAUGAAAACAAGAUACAAAAUGGUUGCAAGGAAAAACAAAAACAAAAGCCUUGUUGUUGUGCCAAGUGGUAGAAUUACAAGGAGCCAAGGUAAUCAUAAUACUUUUCUGUUACACAAUAAAUAUUACACUUUCAAAUAUACUAACAUAAAUUUUUUUAAAAACAAUAGAUGUUCUGUUAGAUGA